This is a messenger RNA of Oncorhynchus tshawytscha (Chinook salmon), 1441 nucleotides long. Its product is annotated as ubiquitin carboxyl-terminal hydrolase 37-like. Gene Ontology annotation, biological process: protein deubiquitination; G1/S transition of mitotic cell cycle. Bases 171 to 971 code for a protein of 266 amino acids. The record is from RefSeq and is a predicted model, not a curated record. Lineage: Eukaryota; Metazoa; Chordata; Actinopteri; Salmoniformes; Salmonidae. The transcript is spliced from 8 exons. Gene Ontology annotation, molecular function: cysteine-type endopeptidase activity; cysteine-type deubiquitinase activity. Gene Ontology annotation, cellular component: cytosol; nucleus.
CUUCCCCAGUGAAAUCCUCUCCAGUGGUGUCCCACCCUAGUUCUCCCUCUCCUACCAACCCUCUGGACCGUCAUGGAGACACCAGUCAGGAGGGCACAACAGUCAGACCUCUGUCUCUUCAGGACCACUCUAGUCCAAGGCCCCAGAGACCAGUCUCAGCCACCAGAAGCAUGACUCUUCCCAGGGCCAGCUCAGCCACCAGAAGCAUGACUCUUCCCAGGACCAGCUCAGCCACCAGAGGGUCAGAAGAGACCCAGGGGGCCAGAGGAGAACAGGUGGCACUGGUCAACAUGGAACUUCUUGGGUUGCCUAACAUUGGCAACACUUGCUUCCUUAACGCCACCCUGCAGUGCCUCCUGGUCCUGCCGUCCUUCUCAAAGGAAAUCCUGCACCAGGAACAACUCUGGAGCUCCUCCCCCUUCUCCAACCUGCUCAGGUGUCUGUUUGAUGUGCACCGUUCGGGUUUACCUGACAGUGUGGCAAACCAGGCCUCAAAAGCAGACCUCAUGUGGAAGGUCAAGUACUCCUUGUCGGGAUACGAUUUGAAGUAUCUGGGGGACACGCAACAGGAUGCACAUGAGUUACUUGUCAAUAUGCUGUGCCUGCUGAAGGAGGAGGGCAUGAUUCUGAAGACACUCGGGAUGAACUUUACCUGCCCUGUUUCCCAGCUGGAGUUCCAACUUGUGUCGGUGCGCACAUGUACCAGCUGUGGGCGCGAGUCGUCUACCAGAGAGGACUACAACCACCUCUCAUUGGACUUCAGCCCUGAGCGCACCUUGCUGAGCAGCCUAACACUCACUUUCAAAAGUGAAAAGGUUGAAUUCACAUGUGAGGGCUGUAAAGGCCUCCACGCCUCAAAGGUGGAGCAGUUCCACUCACUGCCUCUUGUGCUGGUUCUGCAUCUGAAGAGGUUUGGAGGACCUGGGGGUUGGAGAAGCUGGAGGCUCCUCUUUUGUUUCCUUCGGAGCUGAGGCUCUCCACCCUCUGUGGGGACAUGGUGCCACACCUGCACAGUGCCAGCCCACAGGCCCUCACCAACCAGGCCCCCAGCAUCCAGGGGUCCAUCCCCCAGACCCUCGCCAGCCAAGUCUCCAGCCCACCUGGAGAGGCCAAAGACAGCGCCCUCUGCUGUUCAGGUAGGCUCAUGGCACCAUAACACUAUUCUUGCUCCAACACCACACAAACCACCCACUCCCAAAACGGUCCUGCUGACAGAGAAGCUGGAAGCUGCAAUUUAAAAUGUUUCUCAGAUAUCUUUAGUGAUGUAUGGGAGCUGUUUUAGACCAGAGCAAUUCAGACAAGUGACCACAUUUUCACAGCUCUUGAUAUGUAUAUUUGACCCCUCAGAUUCAAAUGAGCAGGAACCAGGGAAAGUGUUGCUGACUGCCUCAGUGGUGAGAGAGAGAGAGAGAGAGAGAGAGAGAGAGAGAGAACCAGUGAA